AUGCAGACCGGCAAUUGCUUCCGAUGCCGUCAGGCUGGCCACUGGAUCAAUGACUGCCCUCUCAAAUUCAGCGCCGAUGAUCCUCCACCGUCGAUCCACUGCCCUUGUGGCGGAGGUUUCUGUGAAAUCAAGGUCUCGAAUACUCAAGAGAACCCUGGAAGGAGAUUCUACAAGUGCCCUGCUGCUCAGAAUUGCACGUUCUUCAGGUGGUGUGACAAAGUAACCGAUGAAGAUAUCAGAUUCCGCCCUGCCUUCACCAUCCCAAAUUGCCCCUGCGGUUCUGGACCUUGCCGAAGAGUCACAGCCGAUUCCGGACCUAACGCCGGUCGAUCAUACUUGCUAUGCGGCAUCAAGAAGGGUUUCGGGGCUUGUGGAUUCUUCAAGUGGGAAAAUGUUGAGAGGCCUCCGAGCUGUGAUUCAGCGGACGAGAUGGAUUUCUGGGUUGAAGCUGAUCUAGUUUCGAGUGAUGUGGAAAGCAGCUUCCAGGCUUGUGGUGUGCCGGAAAAUGCAAAUCGAGUGGCGUCGCUGGAGAAAGAAUGUCAAGGUUCUGUUAGCACACAUGAUGUUUCUACAUUCGAAAAUUUGGAUGCCAUGUCUGCUUCUGAUGUACAUUCUGCUGCUGCUGUUGUGAACCAAGGCGUCCCUUUGUCUGAUCCGAUUGUGAUCGAGCCUGAAGAGCAAUGGAUGAAGAGUCUACAUGGUGAUCAGGCAACAGAUUGUGCUCUUUCCAAGCUGAGUGUGGAUGAAGCAAUGAGUCAUUUGAUCAGAGAUACGGUCUCUAGUGGUUCCGCUGUGAAACAUGAAAGGAAGAACCGUGAGCGGCCUGUUGCUGGAACUGGUGAAGCUGAGUGGUCAUUCCCUAAUUUGCAGGAUCUAAUGGAGCAAUACAACUCAGAGAAGCUUCGUUUGGAGAGUGUUUCAGGGAAACAUGUACAAGUGUUGAGUGCAUUUAUGAGUUCAUACAGUCGACUAAGGCUACUGCAAGAGAAAACUAGUCGUCUCAGGAAAAUGUUGAUUGAAACGGAGGAGGAGAUGGCUUGUUGUGAGGCUGAGACAUUAGAAUUUGGAGCAGGUUUCCGGAAAGUGGCUGGAGAAAUGGCUGAGUCUCAGAAGAGGAUGCAGGAGACAGCAGAGAAACUAGGAAAGGAAGUAGAAGCAUUGAAGCAUAAAGAGUUUGUUGACAUGAAGAGAAGAAGAUGCUGA
Molecule: messenger RNA, 1203 nt
Organism: Thlaspi arvense
Lineage: Eukaryota; Viridiplantae; Streptophyta; Magnoliopsida; Brassicales; Brassicaceae
Source: the annotation of a GenBank genome assembly